Molecule: messenger RNA, 885 nt
Organism: Arachis stenosperma
Lineage: Eukaryota; Viridiplantae; Streptophyta; Magnoliopsida; Fabales; Fabaceae
Exons: 1
Coding region: 1-885 (294 amino acids)
Source: RefSeq, a predicted model, not a curated record
AUGGGAGGUGCUCUGAUGACUUUGGCGACUUUUCUCAAGGUUCAUCCUCCGAGUUUUUUAGGUUCAACUAAUCCCACAGAAGCGGAUAAUUGGUUCCAAGCUCUGGAGCGUGCACUGCAGGCACAGCAUGUCCCAAACAACCAAUACAUGGAGUUUGCUACUUAUCAACUUCGGGAAGAGGCCCAGCAUUGGUGGCAGGCAGAAUGCCGCUUGCUACAGCUUCAGAACGCCGAUGUUCCUUGGGACGUAUUUCAGACGGCCUUCUACAAGAAGUAUUUUCCUGAGUCUGCAAGGAAAGCGAAGGAGAUGGAACUAAUGCAGCUGAAGCAAGGUUCCUUGUCUAUGGCAGAUUAUACGAGCAAGUUUGAGAAGCUCUGUAGGUUUUCUAGGGUAUGUGAGGGUGCCCCGGAGACCUACGAAAGCUGGAAGUGUUUUAAGUACCAGAGGGGCUUGAAGGGUGACAUUAUGACUGCGGUAGCUCCUAUGGAGAUCCGUACUUUUUCUGAUCUGGUGAACAAAGCAAGGGUGGUUGAGGAGUAUGCCAAGAUAGUAGCUGCAUCCAAGGAUACCCAUGGAGGGAAUACUAGUAGGGGACAUGGCGAUCACCUUGGACCAAGGGGACAGAGCUUUAAGAAAGAUGAAUACGCUCCUCAGCAUUUGCUAAGUCAUGGGAAUUUUAGGAGGGACAACAAUACCCAGUUUCACUAUAUGAAAGGGAGACGCAUGUGUUAUGCUUGUGGACUACCUGGACUCCUAGCCAAGAACUGCCGUCGUAAGAAAAACCAGAACAUAGGUCAGAAUCAACAGUCCGGCCGUGUGCUUACCUUGGAUGCAUGUGAUGCGAAGGGGUCGGACCCUCCGACGAGAGAUAAGCAUAUGCUUUGA